This is a messenger RNA of Penaeus indicus, 2196 nucleotides long. RefSeq names its product solute carrier organic anion transporter family member 74D-like. The transcript is spliced from 14 exons. NCBI's taxonomy places the organism in Eukaryota, Metazoa, Arthropoda, Malacostraca, Decapoda, Penaeidae. Gene Ontology annotation, biological process: sodium-independent organic anion transport; transmembrane transport. Gene Ontology annotation, molecular function: protein binding. The coding region runs from base 1 to 2196 and encodes 731 amino acids. The record is from RefSeq and is a predicted model, not a curated record. Gene Ontology annotation, cellular component: plasma membrane.
AUGACCCAGAAGAAAAAGUUCAUAAACGGAGGGCUAAAACCACAGAUCUUGCCCACGAAACACAACAGCGCGGCAACGAGGGCGAAAGAAGAUGAAGUUGUAUCUCUCCUCACAGAAGGCGAAGCAGAAGAUACAGUCUGUGGAUUAGGAUCCUGUAAGCCCACGUGGUUGCAGUUGCUGGCCCGCAAAGAGUGUUACUUGUUGGUCUACUGCGGAAUAGCGCUAAUGCAGGGCAUGUUCUUCACCUACACCGUCUCCGUUAUCUCUACAAUCGAGAAAAGGUUCAAGCUCACAAGCAAGGAGUCGGGUGCCUUCCUCUCGGGAAACGACAUAUCCCAGGUCAUCUUAGCCAUGUUCCUGGGCUAUUACGGCAACUUCGGCCACCGACCACGCUGGAUGGGCGUGGGCGUGAUGUUCGCAGCAAUAUCAUGCUUCAUGGCGCUCCUCCCUCACCUCCUGUACGGGCCCGGCCAGGAGGCUAUAGAUCUCGCUGAGGCUUCGAGCUCGGCCGCAACCUCACUCCUGGCAAAUGUUUCGAGCGUUGCGACUCAGAAAAGUAGAAAGAACGAUCUCUGUUUCUCGCCGUACGAGAGCACGUGUACCGGCGAGGACGCGGGAAAUUAUUCUUAUUAUGGCGCGGUUGUCAUCUUCUUCAUCUCGCAGUUCUUCGUGGGCAUCGCCAUCAGCGUGUUCUUCACCAUCGGAGUCACGUAUCUCGAUGACAACAUCAGCAAGAAGACCUACCCCAUAUAUUACGCGGCUACAUUGCUUCUGAGGAUCCUGGGCCCGGUGCUCGGCUACCUCAUGGGUGGGAAUUUCCUCUCCAUGUGGAUCGACCCGACGAAGAAGCCGAACCUGACGCGGCGGGACCCACGGUGGCUCGGAGCCUGGUGGCUGGGAUUCCUAGUGUUGGGCUGUGUGUUGGUGGUGCUGGGGAAUCUUUUGUUCCUGUUCCCACGGAAAUUACCCGCGACACUGCGACGGGAAGCGAGGGCCAUCCUCAAGCAGGCACAGAAGGACUCCGAAGAAGGAGAGAACCGAGGAGUGGAAUUCUUCGUCAAAAAGGCCAAGGCUAAGAAAGUGGAAAGGAAACCCACGCUUGCAAAUCUUAAGAAGGCCCUAAAGCGAAUAUUCACCAACAAAAUCUGGAUCGCGAAUCUCUUCAACACCACCACCUACAUCCUCGCCGUCUCGGGCUACUGGAGCUUCAAGCCCAAGUACCUCGAGAACCAGUUUAGGAAGAGCGCCGCGGAAGCCAACUACUACACGGGCGUCACGAGUCUGGCGUCCGUGAUCAUCGGCACUGGUCUCGGCGGAGCGGUGAUGAGAUGGGCCAGACCGAGUCCCAGGUUCGUCACAGGAUACAAUAUCUUCGUCACGCUGUUUGUGUGCGCUGGCUUCGCUUCCCUUAUGUUCAUCGGCUGUCCCAAAUUAAAGGUUGUCGGUCCCGUUGAAGGGUCGCCAUUACCCGGGUGUUCGUCCAACUGCGGGUGUUCGGACAGAUUCUCGCCCAUGUGUUCCGAGGAUCAAACUACACUCUUCUACUCUCCUUGCUACGCUGGCUGUACAGCAAUCGACACCUCCGUUAGUCCAAUCGUUUAUAGUAACUGCAGCUGCAUCGCGAACACAACGAACCCUUUUACGGCUUCACAUAAUGCAACGGGAGACACGAGCGCCGUGCCGUUCGGGAGCGGGGUGAGCGGCUACUGCCCCGAGCCCUGUGACUCCUUCUUCUAUUACCUCAUCAUCAAGAUCAUCAUCAGCACCGUCACAGCCACCGGCAGAGUAGGCAGCAGUGUCAUCAAUCUACGCUGUGUCGAGGAUGAAGACAAAGGCUUGGCCCUCGGGGUAGUGACUGUCUUCAUCAGCCUCUUCGGUCUCAUCCCUUCACCCAUAAUGCUGGGCGCCGUAAUAGACUCAGCGUGCCUCGUGUGGGAUACGUCGUGUGGAAUGACAGGAAACUGCUGGCUGUAUGACUCCGAUGCUUUCAGAACUAUACUGCACUUAGUUCCUGCCGUGAUCGUCUUCAUCUCUGUGUUCGGUGACAUCGUCGUGUUCCACUACAGUCGUCAGCUGGACCUGUACGGCGAGAGGGAGGAGGAAGUGCAACUGGAAGACCUCAAGGACCAGACUGAGGAAUCGAAACCUUUGAAUGCGACGAAGGGGGACGGCGGUUUCGAGAUGGGUCUGCAGUGA